AUGACCAAGUGGGAUUCCCUUUUCUUCCUCGAGUUUUAUCUUCAGGUUGUUGGCCACACGCCCCUCUUUACAUUACAUCGUCCCUCUCAAAUCUUAAUCCAACAAAGAAUUCUCAGAAUCCGGAUUUUGCCAAACACACAGACUCCUCUUCUCUCUUCUCCUCUUUCUAAUAUGGCGCAAGGUGGUAGCGAAUUGCAAAUGAGUUCAGGGAUUGCUCCUGUAGCUAAGUCUGGCAUGGCAAUGGAGAAAUCACCAAGUUGUGUGCAUUCUAGCAAGAAAAAGCAAGGGCAAGUUCCUAAAAAAAUCCACAAGGCUGAGAGAGAGAAAAUGAAACGUGAACAUUUGAAUGACCUCUUUCUUGCUUUGGCUAACUCUUUAGAACUAUCAGAUCAGAACAAUGGUAAGGCCUUUUUAGUGAAUGAAGCCAGUCGAGUGGUGACCGAAACACUAGUUCAGAUCAAGUCUCUGAAAAGGGAAAAUGCUGCUUUAUUGUCUGAAUCUCAAUACAUUACUAUGGAGAAGAAGGAGCUGCAAGAUGAAAAUUCUGCUUUAGAGGCUCAAAUCGGGAACUUGCAGAGUGAGCUGAAGGCACGUGUUUCUGAGUCACAACUCGACCUGAACAUGGUCCCUCCUGAAUGUAAUCUCCAAGAAGUUGCAUCAGAUACAAGUAAUGAUCAUCCCAGAUUUCCUUCCAUUCAACCUGGACAGCAGCAAGUACAAACUGUAAAUCCAUUAUAUCUAGUCCCCAUCUGCUCAAAUAUGCAAGCAUAUGUGGAACCCAGUACUACUCAACUUGCAUCGAAGCCUAGCAAACCACACGCUCGAUAUCCUACACCAGCCGACACAUGGCCAUCCCAACUUCUUGAAAAGCAGCCCGAGUUAGGGAAGGAAAUUCAACAAAGUAACAGAAAUAACGACGGAUGUUAA
This is a messenger RNA of Fraxinus pennsylvanica, 927 nucleotides long. The record is from the annotation of a GenBank genome assembly. NCBI's taxonomy places the organism in Eukaryota, Viridiplantae, Streptophyta, Magnoliopsida, Lamiales, Oleaceae.